Molecule: messenger RNA, 927 nt
Organism: Penicillium taxi
Lineage: Eukaryota; Fungi; Ascomycota; Eurotiomycetes; Eurotiales; Aspergillaceae
Product: zinc finger CCHC-type containing 10
Exons: 4
Coding region: 1-927 (308 amino acids)
Source: RefSeq, a predicted model, not a curated record
AUGCUAAAGCUGAAGAUGGAGGAUCACGACCUCAAACUGAAUAAGCACACUUACUUCCACGAGAAUCCAAAGUCCAUCAAGGCCCGGAUUGAGAACUUCGAGGAAGAAGGAGCGUUGGGAGCAAAUAUGAUUCCUCUCCAACUGCCCUGGAGCUAUGAGUGUAAAGGGACUGCGCAGGAUCGCCCAUACAUUUCAAGACCUUCGCGCACCCAGCAAUUGUUGAACCCAGAGCUGGUGCCCAAACUGACAACCGAAGUUCUCCCCGACGACCCUCUGCGAAAAGAUGGUCUAGCAGACAAAAUACUUGCGAAAGCCGAUGCGGAUCGCGGACGGAAUAAGCUUCUACUCGAUGGAGAAACAGACCGAGCAAGAUCAAUAUCGUCACAUUCCACAAACUCUAUCGCAACAAUUUCAACCAACCGAUCCGCUUCAGCGUCGCCUGAUCGGCGAAGCAAGCACAGCGUCCGGGAAAAAGAGCGUCGGAGCUCAGUGUCACCAUUUGCGACGAAGUCCCGGAAAAGACGAUAUAACGAUUCGCCCGAUACCUACUCUGUCUCGUCUCAUUCAGAAACAGGACACCGUUCAAAAUCUAUAGAUUGGGCCGAAGAUAGAAAUAUUCGUCGACGACGCCAGGAAAGUAGUCCUGACGCACGAGGAAGGAGUCGCGACUCUGGGCAUAAUAUUUCCCGUCAAGACCGGUGCAGUCCUGAAAGUCCUGACAAAAUCAAAGUUGCAAAAGAUCAACGCUCCGUGACUCCACAGACAAGCCACGACCGACCUCCAAGACACUCGACUCGGGAUAAUGACAACCAACAUAGGCGUCCCAAACCAGUCCCCAAAUCACGACCAGGUCCCCCUCGGGAACGAAGCUUGAGUCCCUAUAGCAGACGUCUUGCUUUGACGCAGUCUAUGAAUUUAGGGCAGUGA